AUGGCUGUCGCCACUGCCAAGAUGGCUAGAAGAACCUGUCUGUUCAAGUUCCCGCAGGUCACCAAUAUAUUCUCAGUAUCUCUUUUAUGGUUAAUCUACUGGAAUAUUCUUGGCUCACUGUGUUGUGGGAUUAUUAGAUCAAGAUUACUGACGCCUAUGAACCAGUUAUUGUUAACACUAAGAUUUUAUGCCACGGGCAAUUUUCUGCGUGCCUGUGGUGAUUUUAAUGGCGUAAGCAUUAGUACUGCUUCCCGAGUCGUUGCAAAAGUAUCCAUGGUCAUUGCUUCUUUAUCAAGAACAAUGAUUAAAAUGCCUCAAAGUAAUGAGGAAAUUCGUACGACGCAACGAGCGUUUUAUGACAUGCACAAAUUUCCAAGAGUAAUAGGAUGCAUCGAUGGAACGCAUAUUAGAAUACAAUCUCCUGGAGGUGAACACGCAGAAGAGUUUCGAAAUCGAAAAGGAUACUUUUCUCUUAAUACCCAAGUUGUAUGUGAUCAUAACAUGAAAAUUACAGACAUUGUGUAUAGAUGGACGGGUUCGGUCCAUGAUGCAACAAUUUUUCAACAUUGCCGACUGCAUCAAAGAUUAGAGGAAGGUGAUUUUCAGUUGGGAAUAUUACUUGGCGAUAGUGGAUAUCCAAUCAAGAAAUAUCUUCUCACUCCUCUUUUGCAUCCAACUACUGCAGCGGAAAAUAAGUACAAUAAUGCUCACAUACGAACGAGAAAUAUCGUUGAACGAGUAUUUGGAGUUUGGAAACGUCGAUUUCCUGUAUUAAGUUUAGGUAUGAGACUCAAAAUACAGACUGUGCAAGACAUCAUCGUAGCUACAGCAGUUCUACAUAAUAUUGCCAGAGAUCAAAAUGAAGAAGAACCUCCUGAAUGUAUAAAUAUUCCUGAUGACAUUGAAGUUGGUAAUGAGAAUCAAAUAGAUGUUCAAAUAGGAGACAAUAAUGUCAGACAAGCACUCAUUCAUGAGUAUUUCUCGAGAAACUUGUAA
Trachymyrmex cornetzi is the source of this 996-nucleotide messenger RNA. RefSeq names its product putative nuclease HARBI1. Bases 1 to 996 code for a protein of 331 amino acids. Lineage: Eukaryota; Metazoa; Arthropoda; Insecta; Hymenoptera; Formicidae. The record is from RefSeq and is a predicted model, not a curated record. The transcript has 7 exons.